This is a messenger RNA of Chrysemys picta bellii (western painted turtle), 4857 nucleotides long. The record is from RefSeq and is a predicted model, not a curated record. Lineage: Eukaryota; Metazoa; Chordata; Testudines; Emydidae.
CAGAGUGCCCAGGGAAAGCCCGGCUGCGGCCCCGCGCGCCUGGAGCGCGUGCGCGGGGGGCUCCGCGUGGCUCUAUAAACAUGGCUGGGGCCCGCCGCGCGGGGGCGGGUCCAAGUGCCGGGCUCCAGAAGCCUAGGGCGCCGGCGCAAUAGCGUGAGCCGGCUCUCUGUACCCGGCCGCCUCCGCUGGGGGGGAGGCCCAGCCCAGCCCAGCCCAGCCUGCCCCACGUGUGCGCAGCCGGCAGAGGACGGAUGACCAUGUGUUUUCGCCAGUGUGGCAGCGGGAGCCUCCCGGAGCAGACCGCACGCCGAGGCGGUGUGUGAGCCCCGGGUCCUGCCGCGCCGCUGCGAGACCAGCCUUCCCCUUCCCGGCUGCUAUGCUGUGGGAUAACGCGGACGUCCCGGGAAACUCCAACCCUCCCCGCCUUGGUCCCGUUCUCCUCCUCCAUGAGCACCUCUGCGGCAGCCCCGGUGAGGGUGAUGCCCGCCGGGCACCCUGAGCAGGCAGUGGCGGCUCCUGCAGCGAGCGGGGCCGGUGGGGCUCAGCCGGCACCUGCCCUGCUCUGCUCUCAGAACACGGUGCCCCCUGCUCCUGUCUCCGCUGCUGGCGCUCCCGCGGGGGCCCAAGCAGUUGCCUUGAGCCACGCAGUGACUAAGGUUCCCAUCAGCCUGGUGCCUGGCGUUACCCAGCAGUCACGGGUGGUGACUGCCCCCGUGGGGACUCUGGUGGCUAAAGUGGCCACUAUCACCGCUGCCCAACAGCCACCCAAGAACUCUGGUGGGCCUAGGCUGGCUGCUCCGCAAACCGUGGCUCCCAAAGCCCCCCAGACCACUACAAUACAACUGCCUGCAAACUUCCAGAUCCCACCAGGUACAGUUCUUAUCCGAAGUAACAAUGGUCAACUAAUGUUAGUAUCUCAACAAGCAAUAGCUCGAGCACAGAGCCAGACACAAAAUAACACAGGUGCAAGACCAUCAAUACCUACCAGCACACCUUCAGUCAGAAUAUGUACUGUACAGAACACUGGCACCCAUUUAUUAAAAAAAGUAGUAGCAACUCCUGUGAAAACAGUAACUCAAACAACAAAUUCAGUUGUAUCUCCUGAACAAAGACCUGCUAUAGUACAGCCAGCAGGUAUAACUAACAGUGUUACGACAGUUACUGCUGUAAAACCUCCGGGUACUGGAACACCUGUAAAGCUUCCAGUUACAGGACCUCCUGCACCAUCUGUCUCCCAAAAGGCAAUCUCUGUCAAAACAGAGGGCACAACAGUAGCACAUCCCAACACUUCCACAGAAAUGCUAGAGAAUGUGAAGAAAUGCAAGAAUUUUCUUGCAACAUUAAUAAAGCUGGCAUCUAGUGGACCUCAAGCCCCAGAAAUGGGACAGAAUGUGAAGAAUCUGGUACAACAUCUAUUGGAAGCAAAAAUUGAACCAGAAGAAUUUACAAAAAAGCUGUAUGUUGAACUCAAGUCUUCUCCACAACCAUAUCUAGUUCCUUUCCUCAAGAAAAGUAUGCUUGCCCUACGGCAGCUAAUGCCCAAUGCCCAGAGUUUUAUCCAGCAGUGUAUUCAGCAGCAGGCUACAACCCAAGCAGCUGUUUCUACCUGCAUCUCUGCAGCACCAACUUCCUCCACAGUCAUGACCACCUCAGCUCUGGCAACAACCUCUCUUCAGCCCAUAAAACCAGUCCCUUCUUCUGCAGUGGUCACAGGCUCUCAGACUGUAAAACCAGUCCCCUCCACAAUGGUGACAGCAGCAGCAGCCUCCCUCCAGACUGUGAAACCAGUGACAGCCCCUCUUCAACCUGCAAAUCCAGUCCCCACAUCUGCAGUGGCAACAACCUCUCUCCAGGCUGUGAAACCUGUCUUUGCAUCUGCAGUGGCGACCACGACAACCCCUCUUCAGCCUAUGAAAUCAGUCAUUGGGACACCUAUCAGUAUUAAAAUUACACAGCCCAGCUCUAUUGUGGCACAGUCAGUCCAUGCUCAACAGGCAGUUAGAGUGAAACAGCUGGUAGUCCAGCAGCCAUCAGGAGGCAUUGUUAAACAAGUGGCCACGCUUCCACAAACAGCAACACUGACUCUCCAGAAACCUGGCGAAAAAAGGAUGCCAUUAAAUGCACUAAUUCAGACUAACCAGUUUCCUGCAGGUUCCUUUCUGAAACAAAUUACACUGCCAGGAAACAAAAUUCUGUCGCUUCAAGCAUCUCCUGUUCAGAAAAAUAAAAUAAAAGAGAAUGGAACAACAACCUUCAGAGACGAAGAUGACAUCAAUGAUGUGACUUCUAUGGCUGGAGUCAACCUAAGUGAAGAGAAUGCAUGCAUCUUGGCAACAAAUUCUGAAGUGGUCGGUACACUGAUCCGAUCUUGUGCAGAUGAGCCAUUUCUCUCCUCAGAGGCUUUGCAAAAGAAGAUCUUAGACAUAGGUAAAAGGCAUGACAUUAUGGAACCUAACUCUGAUGUUGUGAACUUGAUCUCCCAUGCUACACAGGAGAGAUUACGAGGGCUCCUAGAAAAACUGACUGUAAUUGCUCAGCAUCGAAUGACAACCUAUAAGGAAAGUAAUAAGUAUAUCAUAUCUAGUGACACCAGAGCACAACUUAAAUUUCUUGAGAAGCUGGAUCACAUGGAAAAACAGAGGAAGGAUGAAGAGGAACGAGAAAUGCUUUUACGAGCAGCCAAGGUGAGAGAACAUCUUAUUGACCCUCAGAAAGAAAGGUUGAGAACCCCUGGUAAAGAAAUGCAACAGUUGGAGCUGGCACAGAUGCAACAAAGAGAAGCCAAUCUCACAGCUUUGGCAGCGAUUGGGCCAAGGAAAAAAAGACCACUGGAUUCACCAAACCUUGGAUCUGGGCUUGAGGGCUUGAAUGGCAGUGCAGUUGCUUCUGGAUCAUCUGGUUUUAGUCUUACAAAACAGUUGUUUCGUCCAAGAAUAACACGUGUCUGUCUCAGGGACUUGAUAUUCUGCAUGGAACAAGAGAGGGAGAUGAAGCGUUCUCUAGCCUUGUACCGUGCUCUUCUGAAGUGAUGAUUCAAAUCUUGCAUUUCAUUUCUUGCUGUCUACUGCCAAAGAAAACACUGAAGCAUUGUUGCACUGUCCUGAAAUUCCAAUUUGUGGGAAUAAUCCGUUAUAAGGAUAACUUUUGUUUACAGAUGCACAUUUGUAUUAAAUACCUAAUUUAGCACCUAGAGGUUUUUUAAAAAUAAAUCACAUUUGGGUUAAAACCAAUCUGUAAACCAGUGAAGACACCGAGCACACAAGUACUCAACCCACCUGCAUGCAUUUAACUCUUGCAGACUAAAGACUUAAGAUGUGUGCCAAGUUAUCUGUCACAUGCUUCAGUACUCCAAAGUCUACAACAUCUGUUGUGUGUGUAAAGCCUUCCUCUAAUCCAACCUUAUUUAGGAAAACAAAUUUCAAGGCACUACAUAGCCUGAUGAAUGUAUCUAAUCAUGAGCCAGCAAUCAAUCAACAUGCUACUGUAUCACCUAUCUGACUCAGCAUUUCUUUACAUUUCCUAGUUUUGGAAUUAGUUGCUGUAACGAUUUCUAAGAGCCAGUUUACAAGGAAUGGGGGAGCAAGCAAAGGGAUGUGAAGUAAGCUCACUUUUCCUUAUUGCCUCCAAAGGAAGACUCAACCAAGAGGAAUGUAUAAAUGCAAAAGCUCCUGUCAUGAGGUUCACAUCUUAUGGUUUGGAUAGCAUGAGCUUCAGUGUUGAGGAAACCUGGAGCUAGCUAGUGAAAGACCAGAAUAAGAAAAGGAGCCUAAAAAGGAAUGGGAAACUAGAUUUGGUAUAUUUUCCUUUGCUAGUCAUCUAAACUAGCAGUAAGUUCAACUAAACCUUGAACAAAAAAUUGAACAGUCAAAAGCAGCCUGCUUUGGCUUUCUGCAGAAAAGGCUAUUUAAAAUGUUAAACAUUCUAAGACUAUGCAGUCAGAAAAUAGUCCUCUUUUUAAGAGGGAGAGUAGCAUUUGCAAGGUGCAAAGCUUUCAUUGCUUUAUUGAGAAUGUAAACUUAACUGAUGUGACGCAGGUGCUACAGCAAAGAUGUGCAGAAUAUAUUAAUUAGUGAUCGGGGAUUGUCUCAAAAAAUGUAAACUAAAUGGUUUAGCCAGUUGCGUAAUUCCCACUCAGUGAAGGUGACUCCAGUUUCUUAAUACCGUUGGAAUAGUUUUUCUGCAUUUGACGAUCCAGUGAAAGCUGCCUUGUUGGAGAAGGGAAAAUCCCUUCCUCCUACUGCAUCGCAUACCCUAUGGCAUACACUAUAGCACUGACACAACUAAUAGGGAAGGCAGGAGCGGUGUAUUGAAUGCCUUCCUGCUGAAAUUUAAGGAAAAGGCUUCUUACAGUUAUUUGGCAUGCUAAAGUGAAAAAAAAUGAAAUGUAACCAUAUCCUCGAUCGCUAGGACCACUGCAGACCCUUACCAAAUACAAUACGUUUCAAAUCAGUCAUGUUUUUGUGUUGGGACAAUAGUGAACAAAGCUAGUAAAUUGCAGUAAAUUAUUUGUGUACAUAUAGCAUAUAUGUAAAAAGCAGUACUUUGACAAUGAAGCUGUAGUUUGCAAGAUAUUGAUGGCAUCAGGCAAAAUUGUUUUGUAUAAUUAAAUGCUUAGCUUUACUUUUUAUGUAAAGUGCAGCAUUUUUCCAUAUUUGUGUACUGUAUCUUAUUGACCAGAUGUUUAAAAUUAUUUUAAAUACUGCAUUAAAGCAAUUAUUUUAUUAAAAAUAAUAGUGGGUAACUUUACUCCAUCUCACGCUAGGAAAUACGCAAUCUUCAAUGUUUUUGAAAAUUGAUGCUUCAGAAAUGAAUGAAAAGAGAUGCAGUUAUCUCUUAGUCAUGGUAAUCAGCACCAGA